AAACCUUAAAAUUCUCAACAUCAAUCUCAAUUCUUAAAAAUUCCAAACUGUGUGUAUCAUCUUUCAGCUUUUGCCAUUUCUUCUCUCUGAACAAUUCUUCAACUUUCAAGAUUCUUUCUGAGUCUGAUUUUUCACUUCACUAGCUAGUUGUACCAGCAAAUGCUUUCACUGCAACCUGUCAAGUUCUGCUUCUAGCUUUUCAUCCCCCAGAUUCAAUACCAUGACACCUGGUGCAGGUCACGAAUAUGAUAUUAAUGAUCUGUAUCAAGAAGCUCAAAGGAGAUGGCUGAAGCCUGCAGAGGUGAUGUGCAUUUUACAGAAUCAUGAAAAGUACCAGUUCUCUCAAGAGCCUCCGCAAAAGCCAUCCAGUGGAUCACUGUUUCUGUUUAACAGAAGAGUCCUGCGUUUCUUCCGCAGAGAUGGUCAUGCCUGGCGGAAGAAAAGAGAUGGAAGAGCUGUGGGAGAAGCACACGAACGGCUGAAGGUUGGAAAUGUUGAAGCCUUAAAUUGUUACUAUGCACAUGGAGAACAGAACCCUACUUUCCAGAGGCGGAGCUAUUGGAUGUUGGAUCCGGCAUAUGAUCACAUUGUUCUUGUGCAUUACAGAGAAACUAGUGAGGGAAGUCCCAGUUCUACACCUGGUACUCAAUUGUCACCAGGUUCCUCCUCUGCGCUUAGUCAGAGUCCUAGCUCAUAUUCUUCUCAGAACCCAGUGUCAACAUCCAUUCUUGAUGAUUCAUAUGAACCUAAUCAGAGUUCCUUCAGUCCUGGAUCUGCAGAAGUUACCUCUGAUAUAUUCGUUGUUAACAAUGAAGUGGGUCACUUGGAUGGAACAGAUACAGAAUCAGGAACCUCAACUGAUCUUCAGAUUACUUUGCGCCGACUAGAGCAGCAGUUAAGUUUGAAUGAUGACAAAUUUGAAGAAAUUUCUUCCUUCGGCAAUCAGCAUGAAACUGCAGAUGAUUCAAGCCCUCAGCACCAUCAAGAGAAAUCUGCAAAUUUGUCUGGACCAGAUGGCCAGGGGCUAUUUUACAAUGGAUAUAAUGGAAGGCAAGGUAAUAAGAAUGGUGAUAUUGGUGAAUGUCAUCAUGAACUACCAGACCGCGGUUACCCUGAUGGAAAUGAAAAGGCUUUAUCUUGCACAGAUAUGCUGGAAACAUACAGGUCCUCAUCUGAAGCCAGGUUACCACAGAAAAAUGUAUACAUACCAUCAAGACAUCAUGAAAGUUCAACAUCGUCCAGAAGCGAACCAGUUGUCUACCAGGAAAACUAUCGCUGGCUGAACUUCAACAAUGACAGUGCUCAAAACUCUGCUUUCUCAUCGACACAAGGCGUAGGUGGAGUCAAGCUUCCUCCAUAUUCUUCUUUCGUAGAAGCACAAGAAACAAAUUCUGACUACUAUGCAGGAUUGUUUGACCAAAGCCUAAUAGGAGAACCUCUGGAUGCAGGUUCAAGCUUAACUCUUGCCCAAAAACAGAAAUUUUCUAUUAAGGCAGUCUCCCCAGAAUGGGGUUUUGCCUCUGAGACUACAAAGGUCUUCAUUAUUGGGUCUUUUCUCUGUCCACCCUCGGUUUCUACCUGGUCCUGUAUGUUUGGUGAUAUUGAAGUUCCUGUUGAGAUCAUUCAGGACGGUGUAAUCUGUUGCGAAGCUCCAUCUCACCUCACUGGAAAGGUUACUCUGUGCGUUACUUCCGGAAACCGGGAGUCCUGCAGUGAAGUCAGAGAGUUCGAGUAUCGUAACACGACCAAUAGUUUCACCCACUAUACUCCAUUGAAAACAGAAGCUGCAAGAAGUCCAGAAGAACUGUUAUUACUAGUUAGAUUGGGGCAGAUGCUCCUUUCUGCUUCACCUGUAAAGAAUGAUAAUAUAGAAUCUGGAGUUCCUCUCAUGAAACAGAAAGCUGAUGAUGAUUCAUGGAGCCAUAUUAUAGAGGCUCUUCUAGUCGGCAGUGGAACUUCAUCCGGCACUAUCGAUUGGCUUCUCGAAGAGUUUCUAAAGGAUAAGCUGCAACUGUGGCUUUCUUGCAAAUCCCAGGAAGUAGAUGAAGAGACAGGCUGUUGUUUGUCCAAGAAAGAGCAGGGGAUUAUUCACAUGGUUGCUGGGUUGGGUUUUGAGUGGGCCUUGAGCCCUAUUCUCAGUUCCUGUGUGAAUAUCAAUUUCCGUGACAUCAAUGGGUGGACUGCGCUUCAUUGGGCUGCACGUUUCGGAAGGGAAAAAAUGGUUGCUUUGCUUAUAGCUUCUGGCGCAUCUGCUGGAGCAGUGACAGAUCCAAGUGCACAAGAUCCAACCGGCAAAACUGCUGCAUCAAUUGCAUCCAGCCAUGGGCAUAAGGGUCUGGCAGGGUAUCUUUCAGAGGUGGCUCUAACAAGCCAUCUGCAAUCGCUUACAAUGGAAGAGAGUGAACUGUCUAAAAGUUCGGCUGAGCUUCAAGCCGAUUUAACCGUUAGUAGUGUCUCCAACGAAAAUAUCACCGCCACUGAGGAUCAGACUUCACUGAAAGAUACCUUGGCUGCUAUCAGAAAUGCAGCUCAGGCAGCUGCGCGGAUACAAUCUGCUUUUCGCUCGCAUUCUUUCAGAAAACGGAGAGCAAGAGAAGCAGCUCCAGGUAUGGAUGGAUAUGGUAUCGACGCAGAUAGCAUUGGUAACAUGCCAGAGCUUUCUGCUUUGUCAAAACUUGCCUUUCGGAACUCACGUGAACAUAAUUUAGCUGCCUUAUCAAUUCAGAAGAAGUAUCGGGGUUGGAAAGGUCGCAAGGAUUUCUUAACACUGCGCCAAAAAGUAGUGAAGAUACAGGCUCAUGUGAGGGGUUACCAGGUUAGGAAGCAUUACAAGGUUCUAUGGGCAGUUGGAAUCUUGGACAAGGUUGUGCUACGUUGGCGGCGAAAAGGGGUUGGUUUAAGAGGCUUCCGACAAGAGAUGGAGACUAAUGAAAAUGAAGAUGAAGAUGAAGAUGAAGAUAUUCUUAAGAUUUUCAGGAAACAGAAAGUAGAUGUAGAAAUUGAAGAGGCUGUUUCACGGGUUCUGUCCAUGGUUGACUCUCCAGAUGCUCGUCAGCAAUACCAUCGCAUGCUUGAGAAGUAUCGCCAAGCCAAGGCUGAACUUGCGGGUACUAGUGAAGAAACAUCAUUAUCAACUUCUUUAGGGGAUGUGUACAAUAUGGAAGAUGAUUUUUAUCAAUUUCCAUAGGAACAAGGCUAGCCAUACACUAAUUUUCACUCUUUUGAAUGACAAGUUUCUGGUGUCAAUAUUUCAAUCGUCUUUGUAUCUAGAUGCUUACAUGUAAUAACAAAAUAACUAUUUAGGUUGUGAGAGUCUAGAUUGUACAGUGACAGUGGCAUUGGAAUUGGAUAUUGUUACUUUGUAAAAUAUGAAAUGACCUUAAAGGCGGAGAGUUAGGGCGGGCUUCAAAUUGAAUGGCUUGAGUUUCUGCCUACUUGAGUUUA
Lotus japonicus is the source of this 3444-nucleotide messenger RNA. Its product is annotated as calmodulin-binding transcription activator 4. The coding region runs from base 221 to 3187 and encodes 988 amino acids. NCBI's taxonomy places the organism in Eukaryota, Viridiplantae, Streptophyta, Magnoliopsida, Fabales, Fabaceae. Gene Ontology annotation, biological process: regulation of transcription by RNA polymerase II. Gene Ontology annotation, cellular component: nucleus. Gene Ontology annotation, molecular function: double-stranded DNA binding; transcription coregulator activity; protein binding. The record is from RefSeq and is a predicted model, not a curated record. The transcript is spliced from 13 exons.